UCCCGAAUUUUUGAAAUUCUGGGUCCAUUGAGCAAUCCUGCCCCAUCUCCUCCUAGCAGCCUCUAGUAACCUCAGGGUUCCAUCUGUCUUUGUAAAUUUAUAUAUUCCAGAAGCCUUGUGUAGGAUAGGGGGUAGCUCUGUGGGAGAGUAUUUGCUUAGCCUGUGCCAGAGUUUGGAAUCACACAAUGUUUGCUCUUCUGUAUUUCACUGAUUAUACUUUGUGUCUUCAGAAUCCAUCCAUGCUGUGCCAUGUGUCCUGGCUACAGAGAUGACUCUGCAGGUUCUAGGACUACAAGCAUGCACCACCACACCUAGCCACAGGGCAAUCACUAAAACCGCCAGCGGGUUUGAAUGUGGCAGGGAGGAUCGAACCCAGGACCUCAUGCAUGCUGGUCCAAUGAUCUAGUACUGUGAAAAGUGAAUGCGCAUGUCACCGGAGACUCCUAACUGUGGAAGACACUGCUUGCCGGGUCUCCUCCUACACCUUCAGCAUGAGCCUCUCUAGACACCUCAUCUCCCUGCAUCCGGUUCCCCUGCUCACCGGUCCCGCCAGCCAUUUUAACCAGAGAUCUGCCUCAGAGCACCUAUGCUUGGAACAUAUGCCGGUCACACCUGCGAGACACCCUUUGCUGCUGUAGCCCGUGGAUGGAUGCUGAGUUCCCCACCCCACCCCCUGCACCAAACUUCAGCAGGAUCAUGGCAUAUCAACUUGACCUCCUCGUAGGUGUGAUCUUCAUGGCCGGCCCCGUGGUGGGGAUAGCUCCCUGCUCCUCGGAUGGCAGGAUAGCCUUAUUCCGAGGCUGUAACCUUACCCAGGUUCCCUGGGCCCUCGAUCCCACCAUUGAGAGUCUCCUGCUCAGCUUCAACUCUAUCAGUUCGGUUGUCACCGCAUCAUUUCCACUCCUGGAGCAGCUCCAGCUGCUGGAGCUGGGGACCCAGUAUGCUAACAUGACCAUUGGCCCAGAGGCCUUUAGAAACCUGCCCAACCUUAGGAUCUUGGACCUGGGCCUAAGCCAGAUUGAAGCCUUGAAUCCAGAUGCUUUUCAGGGACUGCCCCAUCUCCUGGAACUCCGGCUGUUUGCCUGUGGACUCUCCAGUGCUGUAUUAAGGGACGGUUACUUCAGAAAUCUAUAUUCAUUAGCUCGCUUAGACCUAUCUGGCAACGAGAUUGACAGCCUUCACCUCCAUUCUUCGUUUCAAGAACUGGAUUCCUUAAGCGACCUAAAUUUUGCUUUCAACCAAAUAUUCACUUUAUGCGAAGAUGAACUUAAGCUUCUGCAGGGCAGAACACUGUCUUUCUUUGGCCUCAAAUCAACGGGGCUGUUCAGCAGGGUCUCUGUGGUCUGGGAGACAUGCAGAAACCCUUUCGGAGGCAUGAGGCUAGAAACACUAGAUCUUUCUGAAAAUGGCUGGACAGCGGCCAUCGCAGGGAACUUCAGCAACAUCGUCCAGGGAAGCCAGAUUUCCAAUUUGAUUUUUAAAUACCACAUCAUGGGUCCUGGCUUUGGCUUCCAGAACAUCAAAGAUCCUGACCGGAGCACAUUUGCCAGUCUGUCCAGGAGUUCAGUGCUAAAACUGGACCUCUCACAUGGCUAUAUCUUCUCCUUGAAUCCCCGACUGUUUGAGACACUGAAGGAUUUGAAGAGUCUGAACCUUGCCUUCAACAAGAUAAACAAGAUCGGAGAUGGUGCAUUUUAUGGACUUGACAGCCUCCAGGUUCUUAAUCUAUCCUAUAAUCUUUUGGGAGAACUCUAUGACUCCAACUUCUAUGGGCUUCCUAGAGUAGCCUACAUUGACCUUCAAAGGAACCACAUUGGGAUCAUUCAAGACAAAACAUUCAGAUUAUUAAACAAGUUACAAACCUUAGAUCUCCGUGAUAACGCUCUUAAAACCAUUGGUUUUAUUCCAAGCAUACAGAUGGUCUUCCUGGGGGGCAAUAAGCUGAUCCAUUUGCCAUACAUCCGUUUUACAGCCAACUUCAUAGAGUUAUCCGAAAACAGGCUGGAAAGUCUGUCUGACCUCUACUUUCUCCUGCGAGUCCCUCAGCUCCAGUUCCUCAUCCUCAACCAGAAUCGCCUUUCGUCGUGCAAGGCGGUCUACACCACUUCAGAGAACCCAAGCUUAGAACAGCUUUUCCUGGCAGAGAAUAUGCUGCAGCUUGCCUGGGAGACCGGCCUCUGUUGGGAUGUUUUUAAAGGCCUUUCCGGCCUCCAAGUCCUUUACCUGAAUAAUAACUACCUUAAUUUCCUUCCACCAGGAAUAUUCAAGGACCUGGUUGCAUUACAGAAGCUCAGUCUGAGUGCUAACAAGCUGACCGUGCUGUCUCCGGGUAGUUUACCUGCUAAUUUAGAGGUUCUUGAUAUAUCUAGAAAUCAGCUUUUCUCUCCUGAUCCCGGUUUGUUUUCUUCGCUUCAUGUCUUGGACAUAACUCAUAAUGAGUUCGUUUGUGACUGUGAACUUAGAACUUUUAUCUUCUGGCUCAAUCACGUCAAUGUCACCCUGUCUGGUUCUCCUGAAGACAUAUAUUGCAUGUACCCUAACUCACUGCUAGGGAGCUCCGUCUACAACACACCCACCGAGGACUGUGAUGAAGAGGAAGCCAUGCGGUCCCUAAAGUUUUCCCUUUUCAUCCUGUGCACAGUCACUUUGGCUGUGUUCCUCAUCAUCGCUCUCAUAGUCGUAAAGUUCCGGGGGAUCUGUUUCCUGUGUUAUAAGACUCUCCAGAGGCUGGUGUUCAAGGACAAGGUCCGGAAUUUGGAACCUAGUGGGUACAGAUAUGACGCCUACUUCUGCUUCAGUAGCAAAGACUUUGAAUGGGCACAGAAUGCUUUGCUCAAACACCUGGAUGCUCACUACAGUUCCCGAAACAGGCUCAGGCUGUGCUUUGAAGAAAGAGAUUUCAUUCCAGGGGAAAACCAUAUCUCCAACAUCCAGGCGGCCGUCUGGGGCAGCAGGAAGACGGUGUGUCUAGUGAGCAGACACUUCCUGAGGGAUGGCUGGUGCCUGGAAGCCUUCAGGUAUGCCCAGAGCCGGUGUCUGUCGGACCUCAAGAGCGUUCUCAUAGUGGUGGUGGUGGGCUCGCUGUCCCAGUAUCAGCUGAUGAGACAUGAGACCAUCAGAGGGUUUCUGCAAAAGCAACAGUACCUGAGGUGGCCCGAAGACCUCCAGGAUGUUGACUGGUUUCUUGAUAAACUCUCUGGAUGCAUUCUAAAGGAAGAAAAAGGGAAGAAGAGCAGCAGUUCCAUUCAGUUGCGAGCCAUAACAACCAUUUCCUAGCGGAAAGGGCACUGUGGACACACCAUAAAUAACUCUCCACACCGUACGGGCACAGCCGUUGGGGGUUCUUCCCAGAGGUUGUUUUCUGACAAUGAAAACAACAUCAAUCUCUUGAUUUUCAUGUCAACAGGGUACUUUGUCUCACUGACCUCCAAAUGGGAAGUAAUAGGUCCCAGAGAAUAGCAGCUGCCUCGAAGGGCUCCCACCUGCCAUUGAUUUCCUUUUAGGCCCAAUGACACCGUUUCCUUCCAUCCUGUUACACACUGCCUGCCACCCAGGUGGCGAGGGCACCUUGGGAGACGUUCCAGGUGGCUUGAUGCUUUCUGUGCUGUUCAGUUAGUUCAAAAGCAGGUGGCUUGAGAAUCCUGAGUUCCUAAGGCUCUGUAGAGCGUGGACAGAUGAGAUGGGUCCUUCUCUGGCGGCAGUAGGCAUGAGGCCGAUUGCUGGGGACUGCUCACCACACUGAAGUGCGUAAGUGAUAAGAAGUUGGACAGAUAGAUGGAUGACCGCAGACUCACUGCUGUGGCCUGAACGCACUUACUUCCUGUUCUGACCCUGCAGGCCCAGCUUUUGUGGGCCACUGCCACGUUCUGCAUGGGACCUCUCAAUCUGGCGUUCACACCCUUUCAUGACUUAGCACCAGCCUGCUCUGCUUUCUUCCCCACAACUAUACAACAGCUGUUGCAUCAGCUACACAACAGCUACAAAAAGGCUGUGGAGUUCACACACACGGAUUCCUCACUGAAUUCUCAUUCCUUGGUUUCUUAGCUGUGUAAGUUGAGUGCACUAUACCAUGGCUGGGCCUCAGUGUUCUCUCCUGUAGGCCGAACAAUAUGUACCACACAAAUAGGCUGUGCAUGGCCAUUGGCUGGGAAUGUCACAACUUCUCUGAUCUUUUCCUUAACUGCCCUAGAGAGCCCAGGAGAAGAAACAUAUCCAGAAACUUCUGGAGUCUGUAGUGCUCUCUUUGAAUUCUUAUUUUUUAUUUUCAAUCCUAAAAAAAAAAAAAGAUUUAUGUAUAUUUUGCAUUAUAACCCUUUUCGCAUGUUUAUUGAUAUAGCAAUGUUUCUUUGCAAAAGCAUUAAGACACUUUUAA
Molecule: messenger RNA, 4372 nt
Organism: Mastomys coucha (southern multimammate mouse)
Lineage: Eukaryota; Metazoa; Chordata; Mammalia; Rodentia; Muridae
Gene: Tlr5
Product: toll like receptor 5
Exons: 5
Coding region: 646-3276 (876 amino acids)
Biological process (GO): immune response; toll-like receptor signaling pathway; inflammatory response
Cellular component (GO): membrane
Molecular function (GO): transmembrane signaling receptor activity; protein binding
Source: RefSeq, a predicted model, not a curated record